Molecule: messenger RNA, 1074 nt
Organism: Trichoderma gamsii
Lineage: Eukaryota; Fungi; Ascomycota; Sordariomycetes; Hypocreales; Hypocreaceae
Exons: 1
Coding region: 1-1074 (357 amino acids)
Source: RefSeq, a predicted model, not a curated record
AUGGCAUCGUUUUCCAGCCCUCGAACAUCCUCGACAAUACUUUCAGAAGGUCCUACAAUCCAUACGUGGACAAUAACUCCCGCUAGUUCAAACAACAUGGGCUCUUUAUAUGAUGUUAUCCGUCGAUGUAAUAAAUUCGAAGAGGGGCAAGGUACAGCAAUGUGGGAAUUUGUCAUUCUGGACAACUCGACUCCUGUUGGAUACAUGCUGCCCCAGCACGUUGCCGAGAUGAAGUGGGACAAUACGAGCUUCAGAAUCUCCAGAUCCAAGCGCAAGAUUCAUCUGGACCCUGCCAUCAAGCCAGGCGACGAUGUUGUCGACAUAUGCCGCCGCGAAUUUAUAAAGUUGUGCGAAAAGAAUGCCAACAAUCUCAAUGGCUGCUUCAAGAAGUGGCUCAACAAGAGCUCAGACUUCCAUCCUAUUCGUGGCCUUGAUGCCGAGUUGGCCGGCUUGGUCAUCCCCUCGGCUGCUAGAGGAAUCUUUGGUAUCGUCACGACGGGUGUUCACAUGAACAUGUUCACCAUAAGAGGAGGUGGGAUCUAUGUGUGGGUUUCGCGUCGCUCCCAAAAUGUCACAUACGCCGGAAAGCUUGACCAGCUUGUUGCUGGAGCAAUGGAUCCGGAAGACAACAUGAACCCUCUGGUGACGCUGCAACGUGAGGCUAUGGAAGAAGCAGGGCUCGCUGUUGACAUGCACACGAAAAUGGUCACUUGGAGAGGCAUCUAUGUUGGCAGAGCCGCUGGCGGGUCUCUGAUCUCAUUCUAUGAUCAGAAAGACCAUAUUGCUGGUAGCGAGGAGGGCCACAUUGAGCCUGGUAUUCGGUACACAUUUGACCUCGAAGUUAGUCCUGGCUUUGUCCCAUAUCCAGAGGAGCCGGAGUCGAUUGAUGGGUUCGUACUGAAGCCCGUGGAGGAGGUGAAGCGUGAUUUGAAGAAUGCAGAGUGGAAGCCCAACUGCGGACUCGUGAUGCUAGAUUUCUUGCUUCGAAAGGGUGUGAUUAGGGAGGAGGAUGACGUACAUUUUGGAUUGCUUAGACGCGGCCUGCACAGGAACCUGCCACUUCGAAUCGAGUGA